Molecule: messenger RNA, 3592 nt
Organism: Lagopus muta (rock ptarmigan)
Lineage: Eukaryota; Metazoa; Chordata; Aves; Galliformes; Phasianidae
Gene: SERPINE3
Product: serpin family E member 3
Exons: 8
Coding region: 604-1875 (423 amino acids)
Biological process (GO): negative regulation of endopeptidase activity
Molecular function (GO): serine-type endopeptidase inhibitor activity
Source: RefSeq, a predicted model, not a curated record
UCCAUUCAGACAGAACCCAAUUUGGGGCUGAACCUGUGGUGCAACACUCAUGAGGAGCAAGUCCCACUUCUGUGCACAUGGUUGCUUGUUGCCUGAUAGACACAGUGGCCAUAGACACAUCUUAUCUGGAUGCUGAUGGAUGGUCCAAAGAAAACCUGUCUACACUCAGAAGUGACAGCUAGCUUGCAGCCUGACAUGAAUGAAUAGCAAGAUUGAACAGAUUUUUUGCCCCAGGCUUCCUCUGCUGAUGUGUUAAGUUUGGCAGCAUAGUUUGGAGAAGUGGCAGAAUCUUAUUGGAGUUGUGUACAAAAAAGACCGGGGAAAAAAAAAGAAGAAAAAAAAAAGAAGAGAUGUGUGAAUUCAUGUUGAUUAUUUUGAAGCCAUAAACAAGUGGCAUCAGAAAAGAAUCUGACAACCAUAUGGACUUUCAAAAGUGUGAAAUCUUCUGAAAAUGAUAUGCGAUGAUGUAAAGACUUGAAUGAAUAAAAAGAAGACUUGAGACAUGCAUGGAUGGAAAGUACAGACAGAGGACUGGAAUCUGCAAUAUAGGAGCUAAGAUUCUGGGUAUGACUAUCUGGUGGAGUGCAUUCUCAGCUCACCUUCAUGUUGCCCAUCGUUUUCUUUGCAUUCAUCCUUACUUGGUGCUUAAACAAAGGCAACUGCGUCUCCUAUGAUGAGCUGAAGGACAUGAAGAUUGAAUUUGCAAUCAAUCUCUACCGCCGUGCCUCUGAAGCAGACAACAGAACCAACUUGGUCAUUUCCCCAGCAAGCGUGGCCAUUUCUUUGGAGCUGCUGCAGUUUGGAGCUCAAGGAAAUACCUUCAUGGAGCUGCAGAAUGCUCUAGGAUACAACGUUCAUGAUCAAAGCGUGCAGGACAUGUUACUCAAGGUGUAUGAAGGAGCAGCUGACUCUGGCCAGGGUGCUGUGGUGCAGCUGGCAUGCUCCCUCUUCACGCACACUGGUGUGCAGCUCUCACCCCACUUUGCUGCACAUGUCACGCACUGGGCCAACAGCAGCCUUCAGCAAGCUGACUUCACCAACCCCAACCAAACUGCAGCCCAGAUACAGGGGUGGAUCAUCGGUAACAUUGCAGACAAGGACGUGCACAGUGUGCCUUCUGAGGAAGCUGUGUCACCGCUCAGCCGGGUGGCUGUGGUGGGCACCAUGCAUUUCAAGAGCACGUGGCUGAAGAAGUUUUCCUUUAUGGAUACCCAGAUCUUGCCUUUUACCACGGCAGAGAGCUCAACCCUGAAAGUACCCACAAUGCAUCACACAGCUGAAGUUAACUACGGUCAGUUCCAGACAACGACUCAGGAUGCUUUCAGUGUCGUUGAGUUACCCUACCUAGGGGAGAAACUCAGCAUGUUCAUAGUGCUUCCAAGCCACAAACGAACACCUUUGUCCCAGAUUGAGACUCAUCUUUCUGCCAAAACCAUAGCACUCUGGUCCAGCAGCUUAAAGAGGACAAAGAUGGAUAUUUUUCUACCUAGGUUUAGUAUUCAAAGCCUUUUUGAUCUAAAGACAGUUUUUUCUGCCUUGGGAAUUAGAGAUGCAUUUGAUCCCACCACUGCUAAUUUUAAAGGCAUUUCAGAGCAAGCUGGCCUUCAUAUUUCGGAAGCUAUUCACCAUGCAAAGAUUGAAGUAACAGAGGAUGGCACAAAGGCAUCAGGAGCUACAGCAAUGCUACUACUAAAAAGAUCUCGAACACCUAUUUUCAAAGCAGACAGACCUUUCACUUUUUUCCUGAGACAAGCCAACACAGGUAUGUACACAUGCUUUCUGAUUCAGCAGCAGAAUCGUUCACAAGCAGCACCAAAAUUGGUAAGAAGCUUGUCGUGCAUCUUCAGUCCAGGACAUUUCAACAGCCAGGAAUAGUGAGUUUAGAUUUUAAAGCACACAUAAGGAAUAGUUUAAUUUCCUUUAAAAUAUAUAAUAAAAAAAAGGAGAGUCAAGUCAGGAAAGGCAAAUUAACUUCUAUCUUUGUAUGUAGAUUAGUGAUAGGACAAGGGGGGUGGUUUUAAACUAAAGGAAGGGAGAUUUAGAAGUCAGGAGGAAGUUCUUUACUGAGAGAGUGGUGAGGCACUGGAACAGGCUGCCCAGAGAGGCUGUGGAUGCUCUGUCCCCAGAGGUGUUCAAGGCCAGGUUGGAUGGGGCCCUGGGCAGCCUGAUCUAGUACUGAUCUGGCAGCUGGCAAUCCUGCAUGUGGCAGGAGGGUUGGAGCUUGAUGAUCCUUGAGGUCCCUUCCAACCCAAGCUACUCUACAGUUCUAUGAUUCUAUAAUUUCUACUAUGGUAAGCACCAGAAGUACAUAAAGACCUUAAAUGCCCCAGCACGGGAAACAGAACUCCGCAGGGCAAUCAAAAUCCCAAAUGGGCAGCAGAGGUAGCUGUAGUUAACAUACGAUUUUUUCCUCUACAAAAGGAACUUAUUCAUGCCUGCACAGGUGGCACGCAGCAAAUUGACUUCUGAGCACAAGCAGCAGGACUCCACAGCCUGAAAUUCCCUGCUUUAGCACUACCUCAACAGUAUGAAGGGGCAUAGCUCAGCAGUUCAGCAAACUAAAGCCUUCCACCCAGCUACAGUUCCAAAUAUACAUAAGUUUCUCUCCUCUUGUGUCGAAUACCAACAUCUUCGAGGAGACUCUUCCCUGCUUCACGUUCUCCUGAAACAUCCAGGUUCUCAAAUGCCAUGGAAGCACACUGGAUGUCACUAACAGACUGAGACCAUAGCUCUGCAGAAAGCCUACAACUUGUGCAUUCACUUUGGCAAUCAUUUUCAGGAUUCAGUAAAACACUGUUUGGGGCCUGCCUAAAAAGAUGCGAGGAAGUUAUUUUCCUUAAUUGCUUACAGCAGAUAAUUAUGUUCACUGCCUGUAAAUGCCCACAUAAUUAAUACUCAGCUUCACAGAUUCUGAUAAAUCAAAGCAUGUGUAUUAAGCAAAGGCAAAAAAUUAGGAAAAAAUGCACUGAAGUAAAUCCGGCCUACAAUUAAGGACUCCUCAGGAUUAAGACCAAACAGUAAUUUCAGGGAAUAAAUUUGCUCUCUUUACAGUAUAUGAUAAAUCACAUGAAAAGGAAAUGCAAUUGUACAAUAGGAUCCUUACGUGAUUGAAGUGUAUGUAUUAUUGUGCUGCAACUCAAAACUCAGAAGUACACUUAGUUUAAUAUUUCCAAUGGAAAAAAAAAAAGGAAACCCAAAAACAUUGUCAUUGUAUUUGUUCAGGCACAGUAAAUGAAGUUUUUCCACUGGGAAAAUAGCAGAGUUGUAUUACUCUGUUCAGAAGGGAUUCUUUAGGAUGCGUCCUGAGGAUCAACCUGGUCAGGUUACUAUUUGGAAACACUGUUCUGUUUUCAGUACAGUAAUGGUCAAAUUAUUCUAAGGAAAGCAUGUCAUUGCUAAAUCAAUUUUUCCAUAUAAUGAAGAAUUUCAGUUCUGCUACUUCUGUGCUUUGAAAACUUGGUCCCAAUUUUAACACUCUUUUCUUUUACAGGCUCAGUACUCUUUAUAGGAAGAGUUACAAAUCCUUCAUAAUAAAUUCUAGUCAAAUACCAUCUUCUGUUCUUCCUAUGAUGAACUUCUCUCGGAUGAAAUU